Mesorhabditis spiculigera is the source of this 600-nucleotide messenger RNA. The record is from the annotation of a GenBank genome assembly. Lineage: Eukaryota; Metazoa; Nematoda; Chromadorea; Rhabditida; Rhabditidae.
AUGGUCUCCCUCAAAUUCACUAUGCUUGCCGCCGGCAUUUGCGGAGCGAUGGCUGCUCCAUAUUAUUACGAACAUUAUUCACCCGAGAAAGGCCACGAGAGCCACUACGGCAGCUCAUACAAGGAAGGCUAUGAAAAGGGCUACGAAAACGGCGAGCACAAGGAAUAUGGAACGUUCAAAUACGGAGGAAAUGGACACUACGCCAAGGGCGCCGAGUACGGCAAGUAUUACGGAACAGGCAAUGAUCAUGGUCAAGGCUACAAGUACACCCCGUAUCAUGAUGAUCACAAUUCUCACUACACCCCAUACGCUCCGCAUAGCUAUGGCACCGAAUUCCACCAUGAGCAAGCCCCUUACGGUUACACCCCCUACUCUACCUAUGGCUAUUAUGAACCCCAUCAAGAGAAAUAUUCGCCAUACAACUCUCACUACCACGGACAAGAUUCACACUACGAGCCCCACUAUGAUCAACAGUACGGCCAUCACGAUCAGCACUACACUAAGCACGACGACCACCAUGGCGAUGAUCAUCAACAUGGAUACGAGCACGACAAGCACCAAGAUGAUCACCACGGGGAUUUCGUCUAUCUCAAGCAUCAC